Molecule: messenger RNA, 5244 nt
Organism: Elaeis guineensis (African oil palm)
Lineage: Eukaryota; Viridiplantae; Streptophyta; Magnoliopsida; Arecales; Arecaceae
Source: RefSeq, a predicted model, not a curated record
GACCACCCAUUAAUCUAGCCCAUUGCAAUUCUUAUCAAAUAUUAAGAAUACCGGAGUUGUGGCAUGUUGACACCUUGCAUCACUAUCACUGUCUUCACGUUCUCUAAACGACUCCAUCGGAAGCCAAAAUUAUCUGUCCUAAGCCUGGAACCUCUUAUUUUAUUGAGCCGGUGACCGAUCUGGAGCCUCUUAUUUUGUUGAGCGUCAAUUGUUCUGGAACUAGACAUGCUCUCACACAAUAUCGGGCUUCGCCAGUUUGUUUCAUAUUUAUAUCAUAAUAUGUUCAAUAUGUUCGGGUAUGUCAUAUUUUGUGACCUCAUGCCUUCAGUUGACGUUUCUUUUUUUAAAAAAAAUUUUAAUCAGCUAUGUUUUCUUGUUAACAUGUUUGUAGCGUCACGUGUAUAUAAUAUUGUUUUUUUUAAGAUUCCAUGAUCGAUUCCUUUCCUUGAAGUAGUGGAGGGGGCACCUGGAUAUUCUCAAGAGGAAAGUAGUGGAAUCUGACUCCCCCUCACGGCAGUCUAAUCAGCGCUUGUCCGCUUUUCUUGUACGCUAUUGGCAAUCUGACGUCAUACCUUCCUGAUUGGACGGUGGAGAUUAAUGGAAUGGCGGAUGAGGUGCGGUGUAUGUUUUGCAUCGCAUUGGACUCGGAUCGUCCUUUUCGAAGGCGACGGCUCUCGCUUACGUUGCAACCAGAGACUGUCGCAUCCUUGUCAGAGAUACCGAAAAUAAAACGAAGUCGUUCAUUUUUAUUUAACCGCAUCUCGUUUCAGUGGCUGUCUGGAGCUUGCAAGCCGAGAACUAAAGAAGGGGAUGAGAGAGGAUGGAGAUAGUGGGAUGGAGGGCACUUUCGCUGCUGGCUUUGCUCGCUUCCAUCCUCGUUCUUUACAUUAAAACCCCUUCCAAGCAAAUGGAGAUUAAUAGCGAUUGCAGCCUUCUCCCCUACGAUCACUAUUGGAUAUCCAGCAAACGCAUCGUUACACCACAAGGUGUCAUCACGGGUGCAGUUGAGGUGAAAGGAGGAAUAAUUGUUUCGGUGGUCCAAGGAGAUGACCUGCAAGGCUCGUUCUCUAGGGCACAUGUGGUGGAUUACGGAGAUGCUGUUAUCAUGCCUGGUUUGAUUGAUGUCCAUGCACACCUUGAUGAGCCCGGAAGGGUUGAAUGGGAAGGAUUUUAUUCAGGGACUAAAGCAGCUGCUGCUGGUGGCAUAACAACAUUGAUUGACAUGCCUCUCAACAGCUUUCCUUCUACAGUAUCUGAGGAAACACUUAGACUCAAGGUCGAGGCAACAGAGAAGAAAAUUUAUGUUGAUGUUGGUUUCUGGGGAGGUUUGGUUCCAGAAAAUGCCUUUAAUACAAGUGCAUUGCAGGGUCUUCUAAAUGCAGGUGCACUUGGUCUGAAGUCUUUUAUGUGUCCUUCAGGAAUAAAUGAUUUUCCAAUGACAAAUUCAACGCAUAUCAAGGAGGGGUUGUAUGUAUUGGCAAAGUACAACAGGCCCUUACUUAUCCAUGCAGAGAUUGUUUUGGAUUCUGAAAUGAAGGUAGAGAUGAAUGAUGGUGGUUCAGAUGCUCGGUCCUAUGCAACAUACCUUAAGACCAGGCCACCAUCAUGGGAGGAAGCAGCCAUUAGAGAGUUGCAAGAGGCAAUGCAAGAUACAAAGUUCGGUGGUCGUGCGGAAGGAGCUCAUGUUCAUAUUGUCCAUUUGUCAGAUGCAAAAGCUUCACUACAUCUGAUCAAGGAUGCAAAAAGCAGUGGUGCUAGUGUGACUGUAGAAACUUGCCCCCAUUACUUGGCAUUUGCAGCUGAAGAAAUUGCUGAUGGGGAUACACGCUUUAAGUGCGCUCCACCUAUACGUGAUGCAGUCAAUAGGCAAAAACUAUGGGAGGCUCUGAUGGAGCAACAUAUAGAUAUGUUAAGUUCGGAUCAUUCACCAUCAGUACCAGAUCUCAAACUCUUUGAUGAAGGUGACUUUCUAAAAGCAUGGGGUGGGAUUUCAUCUUUGCAGUUUGUUCUUCCUGUGACAUGGUCUUAUGGACGAAAAUAUAGGAUUACCUUGACUCAGUUAGCUACUUGGUGGAGCGAGAGGCCAGCAAAGCUUUCAGGUCAAAUCCAUAAGGGGGCCAUUGUGAGAGGAAACCAUGCAGAUUUGGUUGUAUGGGAGCCUGAAGUGGAGUUCGAACUCGAUGAGAACCAUAAAACAUACCAUAAGCAUCCGACUAUUUCACCCUACAUGGGCAUGAGACUGUCUGGAAAGGUAUUGGCAACUUUUGUGAGAGGGAACAUUGUAUAUGGCAGGGGAAAGCAUGCCCCAGAAGCUUGUGGUGUUCCAAUACUUGCAAAAAUAAUGUUCGAUUGCUUCAUACCCGUCAAAAAACUCCCAAAUCUCUUUUUCCCUCCCUAUUUGACCAUUUCUGUCCCUCCCAAAUCUAGGGUUUCAACGCCCACAUCAAUCAGAGCUUCAAAUCUCUCUGAUAAUAAGAUCGGCUUAAGUUCCUUCGGCACCGGAAUUAGGGAUGCCAACGCCUCCCAGGAGAAAGCCGGGAGCUUUGGGCUCUCAAAUGACCUUCACAAGCCGAGAAAUGAAGCUGGGGUUUCCGAGGUUCUUCGCGAGGAGCUCCGGAAGGAGACGGAGGAAGCCCUGGAAUGGAGCUUGGUGUGCUCACAAGUCUGCGCCUUUGUCUCUACGAGUGCUGGUAAAGCUCUGUGCCGGAGCGGGAGUCUUCCGAUUGGUCGAGAUCGUGAAGAGAGCCUGAAGCUCUUGGAUCAGACGGCGGCGGUCGUGCUCCUUCCGCAGCCGUUGGAUUUUUCUGGGAUCGAUGAUGUGUCCGAGAUUGUGAGGUUGGCAGUUGAUGGACAGCUGCUCACCAUUAGGGAGCUCUGUGCCGUGGAGCGGAGUCUCCGGUCUGCAAGAAGGGUGUUUGAACAGCUGGAGCAAGUUUCGGCCGCUGCAGAGUCUCCUGAUAGGUUGGCUCCUCUCCUUGAUAUACUCCAAGAUUGUGAUUUCCUUACAGAUAUAGCAAACAAGAUCGGAUUUUGUAUUGACUGUACUCUCUCUGUAGUUCUGGAUCGAGCUAGUGUGAAGUUGGAAUCUGUUAGGUUGGAAAGGAAGCAGAACAUGGAGAGACUGGAGUCUUUGUUGAGGGAAAUAUCCAUGAAUGUUUUCCAGGCUGGUGGCAUUGACAGUCCUCUGAUUACCAAGCGUAGGUCAAGAAUGUGUAUUGGUAUUAAGGCUUCUCACAAGUCUCUACUUCCUGAAGGUAUUGUUCUAAGUUCCAGUAGCUCGGGAGCAACAUAUUUUAUGGAGCCAAGAGAUGCUGUUGAGCUGAACAACAUGGAAGUUAGGCUUUUGAAUGAUGAGAAAGAUGAGGAGCUUGCUAUUUUGGGUUUCCUAUCUUCCGAAAUUGCAUGCUCAGAAACAAAGUUCAGGCUUUUGAUGGAAAAGAUUCUGGAGUUGGAUCUUGCUUCUGCCAGGGGUGCUUAUGCCCUGUGGAUGAAUGGUGUGCGCCCAGUUUUCAGCGAGGGCCAUCAAAUUAUCAAGUCAAGUAUAUCUGCGGACUCUCUGUCAAUAGAUAUUCAAGGUAUUCAACAUCCUUUGCUCCUUCAGCCUUCACUUAGAAGUUUGUCAUCUAUUUCAAUACCAGAAGCUGGGAGCUCAGAAAUGUUGAAUAGGAGAGAUGGGCUGAUGGAGUCUGAAGAUUUGCCCGAAGCUGAAACACCAGUACCCAUAGACGUCAGGAUUGGAUAUACCACAAAGGUGCUUGUGAUCUCUGGACCGAACACUGGAGGUAAAACUGCGACUAUGAAAACCUUGGGUUUGGCAGCACUAAUGUCUAAGGCUGGUAUGUUUUUGCCAGCUAGAGGUAGGCCAAGACUUCCAUGGUUCGACCAGAUUCUUGCUGAUAUUGGUGAUCAUCAGUCACUGGAGCAUAAUCUCUCAACCUUUAGUGGGCAUAUAUCACGCAUCUGCAAGAUAUUGGAAGUUGCUUCAAAUGAUUCACUUGUUCUCAUUGAUGAGAUUGGUAGUGGUACCGACCCUUCAGAAGGUGUGGCUCUUUCCACCAGCAUUAUGCAGCACCUUGCUGGUUGUGUCGAUCUAGCUGUUGUGACUACCCAUUUUGCGGACUUAAGCCAUCUGAAGGAUGGCGAUUCUCGAUUUGAAAAUGCUGCUAUGGAGUUUUGUGUGGAAAGCUUGCAGCCUACAUAUCGCAUAUUGUGGGGAAGUACUGGUAAUUCCAAUGCUUUGAGUAUUGCUAAGUCAAUUGGCUUUGAUCAGAAGGUGCUGGACCGUGCACAAGAAUGGGUUGAGAGGCUAGCCCCUGACAAACAAAGGGAACAGCAGGGUUUGCUUUAUCAGUCAUUGUUGGAAGAAAGGAACCUGUUAGAGGCUCAAUCAAAGGAAGCUGCAUCUGUUCUUUCAGAAGUUAAGAGGUUACAUCUUGAGAUUCACUCUGAGGCGGAAGAUCUUGAUAGGCGUGUUUCUGCUCUGAAGGCAAAAGAAUCCCAUCGGGUGCAACAGGAAUUAAAGACUGUGAAGUCUCAAAUGGAUUCCAUAAUCAAGAAUUUUGAAACUCAACUUAAAAAUGCAAGUCCCGAUCAGUUUAAAUCAAUGAUUAGAGAAGCGGAGGCUGCUAUUGCCUCCAUUGUUGCAGCUCACCAUCCAGGUGAUGAUACCCUAUUUCAAAAAACAGACAGUCACAGUUCAUAUAUACGACAAAUUGGAGACAAAGUAUAUGUGAAAGGGUUAGGAAAUAAGUUGGCCGCUGUAAUUGAAGCUCCAGCAAAAGAUGACAUUGCUAUGGUGCAGUAUGGAAAAAUGAAGGUACGUGUGAAGAAAACAGACAUGAAGUUGGUUGAAGGUAGCAUGAAGGAUACAGUAUAUUCUGCAUCACACUUAAAAGUGCAGGAUCAGGGACAAUAUUACAAGGAAGCUUCUGUGCGGGCAAACAAAGAUGAGGUUUCUUUUGGGCCAGCUGUGAGGACAUCCAAGAAUACAGUUGAUUUGCGAGGCAUGCGAGUUGAAGAAGCAUCCCAUCAUCUUCACAUGGCCAUUACUGGAUGCAGGUCUAAUGGGGUUCUGUUUGUUGUUCAUGGGAUGGGCACCGGUGCUGUUAAGGAAUGUGCCAUGGACAUUCUCAGAAAUCAUCCUCGUGUUGCCAAAUUUGAAGAAGAAAGCCCUAUGAACUAUGGAUGUACCAUUGCAUAUAUAAAAUAAAAUGCCUUCUAUGAGCUAAAAUAUUUUUUCUUUUA